AUGGGUGUGUCCGAUGAGGAAGAAAAUGGUCCAUUGAGACCUUUGAUAGCCAAUCAAAACAACAAGGAAAUCAUAACAAGACAACAAUCAAAUAUUACUCCCCAAGUGAAAAAAUCAAAUGCUACAAUUGUACUAGAAAAAGAGGCCCACAAAAAGAAGCUAAAGAUGCUUCUUACACAUCUUCAACAAUUGGAAGCCAAGAUUGCGCAAACAACAGAAGCAGCAAAAAGACUUCCGUUCUUUAAUGAUCCCUCGGGUCGUCUAGAAGAGGAGCAAUCUACAAGGCGCUCGGCUGAUUCUCGUAGCCGUGUAAAUCCACAGAGCCUGACCGAUUUAGAUAUUACCAAAGCAGCCGCCCUCUGGCGCCAAAAGAUUGAUCUUCACCUUCAAUUAGCUGAUUGUUACCUCAAACUAAUCCAACUCGAUUAUAACUUUGCCGAAAAAAAGGGCCUUGAAAGCCUUUGUUGGAAACGUAUAUAUUCUCUUGUCGAACAAUUUCGACAUGCUCUCAAGGCACGAGCCGAACGAUUAGCACAAACUAACAAAUCAGCUCAAUCGGAAACAAAUGUUGCCCCUGUAGUCACAGAAACUGGAAUGACCCUAAUGUCGUUUUCUGAUGAUGAUGAAGAACAAGUGAAUCCCCUGGAACACUUGAGGAGAAAAGAAAUGUCAAUGAUUCACCAUUACCUACGCGAUUUUUUGGACAAGGCUGAUUUCUUUUAUCAACGUCUAUCAUUGCUGUUGAGAACUUUUGACCGAGAAGAUAAUGGUGACGAGCGAAAAGAAAGCCGUUUCCAGGCCUGGGGACAGUCCAGACGUCUUAAGUGGUACAGAUGUGUACCAAUCCGAGGUGAUUUGGCAAGGUACCGAUGGGCUUAUGCGGCAGGUAUUGGGGAUGAUAGCAAGAGUCAGACUGUUUCGCGUGAGAAAGCUCGUGAAGAUGCUUGGAGAUGGUAUGCACUCGGGUCUUGGCUUAUGCCUGCCACUGGAAAACUUUAUUUCCACCUAUCAUUGCUAGUCGGCGACAAUAGUCAAACAGCCCGCAAAGAAGUCAACGUGUUAAACGAGAUGCACAAACUCUAUUUCAGUACACGGAGCCUUAUGGUCCGCCGCAACGGAUUCUUGAACGCUCGCGAAGGAGUAGUAGUUUUAUUUGAAAAUAACCGUCGAUGGUUUACAAAGCAUCUUGAAACUGUGCAAUCUACGCAGCGCAAUAGCCGACAAAGACCUCGAAAAAAUGAUACACGACGCAACUUAAGAGAGGUAUUGCCAAGACAAGAAUCGGAAGCAAUGAGGAGUGAAGGAAUUGCAGGAAUGUUUGUUCGUCUUCAUGGAAUGCUUUUUACCAAAAUCGGAUUGGAUCAAUUUCCCCAAGUGAAGAGACGAUUUUUUGAUGCAUUAUUCCCUACUGAUAUACCACGAGAGGACCGCGUCCUUGUUAAAUCCGGAGAAAUGACCAAAGAUGGACUUCAGAGACCAAACAGCCGGACCCUGAGUGGAGAAGAAAUGUUUUGGUUCGAGAUGGCUAUCAUAUGUAUAUCUUCACUUCAUAGCUACGAUUAUUCUUCCUCCAAACUGUCUAAGCUUAUUUUGCUGAAUACUAGACGGCUUUAUGGUCAAGACUCUAAAGAGAAUGACACAUCGGUCGUACCGAGUGGGCCUUCUAGCCAGGCAUCAGGCGAUACUUAUGACUCUUUGGUAGAGGAUCUCAGGGAAAGCGUAAUAUUUGCGAGCAGUAUUGACCUCAUAUGCCAAAUCGCCAUCGAACUAUUCAGACGCUUUUUGGAUGAAAAUAUGGCAGAUGCAUGUACACCAAGCCUUCCUCCACUACCAAAUGUUCCGCAAAGCUUGCAUGAAAACGAUGGUUUUGUGUUUGGAACAUCUCAGACGGUGGAGGAGGAUAUGACAUCAAUUGAAGAGUCUGUAAAAGAGCCAUGGUUGCUUUAUAUCGAACUAUUACUUCAUUGGAUGGUUGUAAACUGCAUGUGUGCAAAACCUCCUUCGUCUCCAUAUGAUUUGCCAAAUAACCAGGUUAGUCUGUGGGAAGCCAUUGUGGGGCCAAUUGUGCCCGAUCUUAUUGAGAAAUCGAAGCAAGGUCCUGAAAUGCGGAAUGGGAUUCAAUCAAGUAUCUCCCCUGCAUUUUGGCCGCUUUUGCUUGAGUUCCUCAAUAAACUUCUGGCAUCACUUCCAGAAGAACACAAAUACGAUUUGGUCAAUAAGUACGUUAUGGAAGACGAUAAAGAAACCGAGUCCGAAGGCAAAGGAGUAGACGCUGCAGUCAAGGCCGAGUUAGCUUUCUCUCGCCUGAUUGUUAAGGUGCUUGGAGAUCGUCCUACACUACCAGAAGAAUCGCAUAUACUUGGGUUGGGUUGGGUUGAUGGUGUGACGAGCCGAUUGAUGAAGACUAUGCCGGAUAUAGACGAACUAACGAAAGACGAAUCAACAAAAGACAACGAAUGGAAUGUUGAAGAUCGUGUUUUGUAUCGCAAAAUAAAAGUGCUUGAAUACAGCUUCGCGUUGGCAAAGCAAAUGUCCCAUAUUUUUGAAUAUGACCCCGUAUAUGAAAAGUUUACUCCUGCGAAAUACGAAAGAUAUGAAACUGAGUUAGAGGAAAGCUUAGAAGCGGAAUAUCCACCUUUAACUACAGAGUCUAAUACUGGGAUGGAUCAAAUGGUUUCUUUCAAGGCUGUAAUGGCAGAAAUGGAUGAUGCUGUAUUACUAUCUAAUGAAACCGAUCCAUUGGAUGAAGAUGACGACGACCCGAUUGUUACCCAGCUGAAGAAGCGUCGCGAACAGCUCCAAACAUUAUUAGUUGCUGCUAAUGAGCAGAAGCGUUACGGUUAUCGAAAGCUUCCCACUCAAGUUAAAGAACGGGAGGCGCGCAUGAAUCAUUUGAGAGAAAAUGUUAUUCCUGGGAAGACAGUUCUUAUUCUGGAUACCAAUUGCUUUAUCGGACAUUUGGAGAACAUCAAGAACCUGUUUGCGGCCAAUAAAUGGUUAAUCGUUGUCCCUCUUGUUGUUGUUACUGAACUGGAUGGAAUAUCAAGCAACGCUGCUCCACUUGGCACUGUUGCUAUGAAUGCACUCAAACUUAUUGAAGAAACCCUGGCUAAAAAACAGCGAGUAAAUGGAUUGCGUGUCCAGACAUCCCACAACAAUUUUAUGUACGACAUAUCUAUUCGAUCCGAACAGUUUGUAUUUGGUGAAACAGAUAAGAAUCUCGAUGAUCUUGUUCUGUCAUCCUGUCUUUGGUGGACAAGACAACCAGAGCGUGUGUCUUCUCAGGGCAGCGUCGCCGCAUGUCUUGUUACAGGAGAUCGUAACUUGAGUGUAAAAGCACGGGCAAGAGAUGUCGAGGUGGUACCUGUCUCUGUAGUUAUGCAGUUGACUCCCAAAUAAUGGAAAGAGACGGGCAUGAAAGCGAUUUUUUUUUUCAAGUGAUAACAUAGUACUGACCAACACUCCAUAUGAACUGUUGUGGAAUAGCUAGACACUCUCUUAAGGCUCUUUUUAUGAAGACGAUAUGUGUCGACCUAAAAGAGCUUUCUUAAGCUCGUGUUCGAUGCCUUGUGCCCCUUUAUAGGAGGCAUUAAGUCAAGGUCACUCAUCAGACCGAUUUUAUAAACAGCCAUAACUUAUGUAUAACCCAAAUAGCCUAUUGAAAACAGC
Messenger RNA from Phycomyces blakesleeanus NRRL 1555(-), 3669 nucleotides. RefSeq lists its product as hypothetical. Gene Ontology annotation, cellular component: telomerase holoenzyme complex. Gene Ontology annotation, biological process: nuclear-transcribed mRNA catabolic process, nonsense-mediated decay. The record is from RefSeq and is a predicted model, not a curated record. Lineage: Eukaryota; Fungi; Mucoromycota; Mucoromycetes; Mucorales; Phycomycetaceae. The coding region runs from base 1 to 3399 and encodes 1132 amino acids. The transcript is spliced from 3 exons. Gene Ontology annotation, molecular function: telomeric repeat DNA binding; protein binding; telomerase RNA binding.